Messenger RNA from Paramecium tetraurelia, 201 nucleotides. RefSeq lists its product as uncharacterized. Gene Ontology annotation, cellular component: cilium. NCBI's taxonomy places the organism in Eukaryota, Ciliophora, Oligohymenophorea, Peniculida, Parameciidae. The transcript has 2 exons. Gene Ontology annotation, biological process: cilium assembly; lipoprotein transport. The record is from RefSeq and is a predicted model, not a curated record. Gene Ontology annotation, molecular function: lipid binding.
AUGAAUUUUAAUUUCCUUUUUUGCAUUCCAAAUUCAACAAAUACAUGGGAACACAUUUACACCAUCCCAGAGAUUGAUGAAGCAAUGAGAUAAGAAAUGAUCGACAAUCCAUUUCAAACUAAAUCAGACAGUUUUUAUUUUGUAGGUGAACAGUUAGUUAUGCAUAACAAGGCUGAGUAUGAUUACUCUCCUUUUGAUUGA